CUCACGGUGCACGUAUGCCUCGUAUUAUUUUCAAAAAUUGACGGUCUUUUUUUUAGUAUGAAAUCUAUAGUUUCGAAAACGGAACUGCACAAUAUUAAAGGCACUGUCAGGUCGAGAAGAUAUCAGUUCCUGCUCUUAGUCUUUCUAGCGCGGAUAUGAGUACUCAGAUUAAGGCUGAUCAGAACUGGUCUUACCGGGAAAACUCUGUGCGAGAAUUCUCGAAGGAGUACGGCUGUCAAGUGACCUGGAACCAACACGUAGAUCUUGGGCCGAAGGAGGGCCAGCGACCACUGAGCGCGGAUGACGAACAGGAAAUAUGGUGGCGGUACCAUAUCCUCCAAUUCACACUCCAACAGAUCGGAUGUUCCUUGACCAUUGACCGCUCCCGGGAGCCACGUAUCACCGGAUGUGAGGAGAAAGUGGAUGUGGCCGUGCUUGCUCCGCCAGAAGACUGCAUUGGACUUUUGUUAGAAGGUGCCCGCCAAGUCUCCGACGCCUUCCAUCUGGUGUUAUCAGCCUCUUGGCUGUCGACGGCGCCCACAGACACUGGAAGUGAAGAGGUGUUCCUCCACAAAGCCGUCACGUUUGGACGGAACGGAUCCACGUACCUCGAUGUCUUUCAGCCACCAAGACGCGUCACUUACUUCCUGCAGAGCUGCCGAGGCGAUUUCCUGGAUGUAGCGCAACUGAGUGAUGGCCGCCUGGACUGUCCGCGGAACAACACGGCACAACCGGUAGGUGACGACAGGGCGGCGGCACACGUGUUCCUCGAGAACGCCGCCGUAGACUUCCCAUCAGCCCUCAUGUUUACCUUCCGCUCGGAUGAGCACUCGAGCUUUACGGACCCGCGGUUUUCCGUGCGCCACCUUACGAAGCCCGUGGAUAAGGAAGUCGUGCGGAAGGAUGUUGAGGACUACUUUCAGAAACCCUCGCUGCAAACUGUGGAUAAGAUCGUAAUCCACCCUGUCCAUCAGACAGGCCUGGGACCUCAAGAAACGGCGGAUAUUGGGCGCCUCGUGCAAACAGUCCUUGAUGUGCUUGAGAAAACGGCCGACAACGACCACAUCAUCCUCGAGCCAUUCGUGCAAUGUCUCAGGCCCUUCCAAAGAAAGGGUGAGGUAGAUGCCGGCGAUAACCUGCUCCAGUGGUCCGCCGACGACACAGUUCGCUUUCUUGUCAAGUCGCUUGUCUGUCGAGACUUCAACAACAAACCAGUCACAUCGUCGGUCGUAUGUCUUGUCGCCAAACUGAACAGCACGGACGUGUGCUCCCUCGACAAGACGCUGUGUCUAUUCGAUGAUCAAACGUCGGCGCUGCAGUCGCUCGGCAGCACGUUGCGGGAGUUUAACGUAGCCAACCAAAAGCUCAGAGACUUUCUUGAGACGGAUAUCCGACGGAAGGGCGAGGCGGUCCUGCAGGCCAUCAUCGACAGCGAGACCGCAUCGCAAGCUGAUCCGCGUUCACUUUUACAGACGGAUUUCAUUGGCAUCGACUUCGUCAUCGCAUACAAGAAUGGAGACCUGUGUCCAACAGCUGUGAAGGUCACUACACAUCCCGAGUUCGCCGCCUUUCAACGCUUUGAGCUUACCAACAUGGCAUUUCCCAACCUCAACAUCUGCUUGGAGGCGGCGUCCAGCGACCCGAGGCAGCAGCGUGCAUUCCAGCCGCUCGUAGCUACCAUGGUCAUGCGCUCCCAGGAUUAUGUGCUCCGUGGGAAGAGGAUUCUUGUUAUUGCUGCUGGGUGGAUUACCAAAAAAGACCUCUGGCCGCCUGCAUUUGCCGCCGGAAUUAAGGUAGUUGCGGUGGACAGCAACCCCGACCAUUUUAUCAAGAAUGACGUCGAGCGUUUCAUCCAUUAUGAUUUUGAAGACCGGAAGCGUGAGACCGAACAUGCGACGAACAUUGUGCGUCUGGUUAACCAGAGUGAAGACAAGAUAGAUGGAUGCUUUACUUUCUGGGAGCCUAGCGUUGAGCUUCAUGCCAUGAUCUGCGAACAACUCAACUUAAAAGGAAACAGUGUGAGUGCUGCACAAAACGCCAAGGAGAAGUCCCGCACUCAAAACGCUCUGUACACGUUGCGUACACGUUCCGUGCUCGUGCAGAACGUUCGUGAUUACGUCACUCCAGCUUACCUCAUCAAAUCUCCUGAUGAUCUUGAGGAAGCCUGCCAGAAGGUAAAAUUUCCGGCAAUGCUAAAGACGGAGACGGGUGCGGCGUCCCUGGGCUGCACGGAGGUGCGGACUGUCGAGGACCUCCGGAAGGCCUUCACCCGAGUCACCGACACCGUCAAGGAGCACCCUAUCAUCGCGUUCGGGUUCGGUGAGAUGGUGAAUGUGGAAGAGUUUCACGUGGGGUCUAAGCACGUGGUCGACCUGGCCAUCUUCAAUAAGUCUCUCGUGGCAGCAUUCGUUUCGGACUGCGGUUUAGUCAACCCUCCGUCAUUUACAGGGACUGCGGCACUAAUGCCGUCGGCACUUCCGGGAGACAAGCAGGCCCAGGUCAUCAUGGCUGCCUUUCAAUGUUGCGUCGGCAUUGGCCUGACUGAAGGGAUGUUCAACGCGGACAUCAUCAUGACGUCAUCGGGUCCGAAACUGGUCGAGAUCAAUGCGCGGAUGGGCGGCUACUGCCUCCGCCACUGGAUUCGACGGCUCUACCAUCAGGACAUCCUGCUGAUGGCGUACAAGAUAUGUGUGGGCAUCCGUCCGUACGUUCCGCAAACCGCUACCACCGAGUACAUUAUCAGCGUCUAUCUGUCGCCCACACACCACAAAGAAUUGUUUAAGGACCCGGACAAGAAGGCCCAGAUGCAAGCCCUCCAUGACAGCGGGAAGAUCAGCCUUUCCGUUUUUGACCCCGACCUUGAGGACGUCUGGGGCGACUUCGAAAUCCCGUGCGCCAACGUGGCCGUGACCGCGCCGUCAGUCCAGGAGGGGAAGGAGCGCCUCAUAACCGUGUGCCGCGAACUGGGUAUUGAAAAGCCGCAGUACCGCGUCUCACAGUUCAUCAAGUACUUCUGACCAUGACGGGAGUGUUAUGGACACUUUGACUUGAUAUAUAUAUAUGAUAUGUUGAAUAAAAUUUCGCUGUUUUAAAUUCAUGACAACUUGCAUUCUUCUCAUGAAAAGUUUUUUUAAUCAUUUUUUUUACAAACACAUAAUGUCAUUAACCUGUUAUAAAGAGCAACUGAUUAUAUCAAUAUUAUUUGUAUUUUGGGUAUUUUUGCACGGCUUACUCCAUUUUUGCAUAAAUCUAUGCCCAAUGAACAUUUUCAUAGAUAUUGUGUUGUUGUUUUUUUGAUGUUAUUGUCUGUGAGGCCAUUUUUAAUGAUUAUUCGUUAUUUAUUUCUUGUACGUUAUUUUUGAUAUUUUAUCGAUAAACCAUGUCUACAAAUGUUCAUACCUUUCUAUAACAAUAAUAAUAUUCCAAUCAUUCUAUAAAUUAACAUGACUGUAUACUUUUAACAGCGUUCCUAUAAAUAAACCAAGAUUGUA
Mya arenaria is the source of this 3491-nucleotide messenger RNA. RefSeq names its product carnosine synthase 1-like. Gene Ontology annotation, biological process: carnosine biosynthetic process. Gene Ontology annotation, molecular function: carnosine synthase activity; ATP binding; ATP hydrolysis activity. The transcript has 16 exons. NCBI's taxonomy places the organism in Eukaryota, Metazoa, Mollusca, Bivalvia, Myida, Myidae. The record is from RefSeq and is a predicted model, not a curated record. Bases 156 to 3017 code for a protein of 953 amino acids.